This is a messenger RNA of Oryza brachyantha (malo sina), 1310 nucleotides long. RefSeq lists its product as uncharacterized. The coding region runs from base 465 to 974 and encodes 169 amino acids. The transcript is spliced from 2 exons. NCBI's taxonomy places the organism in Eukaryota, Viridiplantae, Streptophyta, Magnoliopsida, Poales, Poaceae. The record is from RefSeq and is a predicted model, not a curated record.
GUAGAUGGAAGGCGCAAAAAUGGCGUAUGACCAAAAUCCCCCUCCUCCCUCAAUCCUCUCCGUCUCGUGGUCUCCCCUUCCUCCGAUCUGCGCCGCCACCAGCCGGAGCUCCUCGCGCGCGCUGCCGCCAGCGAGAACGCAACGCACGCGUGCGUCGGUCAGGUGGCCACGGUGCUGACGCCAUCCUCUCCUCUCCAGCUCUCCUCUCCUUCCCGACUCUGCCCGAGCCUCCAUCUCGCUGUGCAGUAUUGCCCGGGCGGCGAGGAGGGUUUUGGAGCCAGGGCCGCGCGCCGAACUCCGCCCCACCUGCCUCCAUCCUUGGCCCGGAUCGAAUCGGUAUACCUCGUUGUUUCCUUUCCUCUCCCACACCCUUCCUUCCGACGACGAGGCGACGAGUUUUUCCUUCUUCUGGACUCGAGUGAUUUCUGAGCAUAAGGGGGGCCGGCCAACUCAACUAGUCUACUAUGGAGUCAGUGGAGCUAGAGUGCGGCGACAUCUCUGCUUCCCAGGAAGAACUCCUCGCCCGCUCCUCCUUCCUCAAUGGCGGUGACGAUGAUGAGGUCUUCAGCACGCCUCCCACAACUCAAGAGGACGCCAUCACCAUGUGCACCCUCCCCUUCACCCAGUCCCCAGCACCAUCACCAUCACCAGCUCCAGCUCCUGAACCUGAACCUGCAGCCACUCCUCGCACCAUCCCUGUGUGCAGCAGUUCCUCGGAGGAUGGCGGCCAAGACGAUGAGAUGGGCGACGCCGUCAAGCAGCGGCGCAGGCUCGGGGUUUGCAAGAGAAAGGUGAGGGGUGCCCGGAUCAGGACCCCAACGCCAAGCCCUAAUCGCGCCGCCGCUGAAGUGGAGGAGCACAGGAACGAUGAUCCUCUACACAAGGCGGUUCUCAUGAUUCCCACGAGGGAUUGCACUCCUGGCAUCAUUCCUGUCGACCUGCUCGCCCUUGCUCGCCAGCGAGGCCUCUUCUAGCCUGACGAGUGACGACGCUGCUGAUGGACCGUGCUAUGCCAUUUGCCAGCCAUUCGACUACUGAAUUCUGGGGUCAAGAAGGAUCGACAUUCUCAUUCGGGCUAAGAACUAAGAAGGAUUGACGCCAGGACAAUAGAGAAUUUGACAAAAUAGGGAACCUUGCACCCUUGUACUGUACAUGUAUUUACCACAUUUUCAUUGUGUAUUUCUUCUGCUUGUUUUUGUGAUCACUGUAUACUCUUCCAUCGUGAUGUGCUGUGUUCAAGCUAUGUUAAUAUGUUAUGGUUGAAUUUGAUAUAUCAUCAUAGAACCAGUGUACAUAAUGAGAUGCCAUUA